AUGAAGAAGAAAGAAGCAAAGAGAAAAUGGGGGGAAAAAGUAGGAAUAUUCGAAUUUAGCAAUCAAGAAGUGAAGAAGAAUAUGAAAAUGUUUAGGCUUGAGCUUGGUCGUUGGGAUCACUAUCUUGAAAUUCCUGCGAAAUUUGAAGAUCAUCUGAAGGAGGCCUUGAAUGGGAUCCAGAAAAUGUAUAAUCUGAAGAAGUUGAAAGAGACUCUGGAAGAGUCUGAUCAAUUUAAUGAUCAUACCAAAGGCGAUUGUGAAUGGAUGAACAAGUUGAAUGUGAAGUGGAAAGACUGUGAUCGAUCCGUUCUUAGCAUUGUUCUUGAUGAUGUAGAAGAUAAAGAAGUGAUGAAAAAUGAUGUAAAUGAGAAGCAGAAAAGGACUAAUCAGUUGGAUGAAAAAUCUGAGGCCUUAGAAGAACAGAUAUACAAUCAAAAGGAACAAAUGAAAUCACAACUUGUAAAGCUCAGAGCAAUGGUGAGAAGGAAUCAAACUGAGGGCAGAGUCAAGGAUUCGAAGGAGACGACGACUGAGGAAGAAGAGGAACUAACAAUGGUAGGUGGUGUUGCAUCAAGGGAUAAGUUGCCAGAUACAGAAAUGGACUGA
Ilex paraguariensis (yerba mate) is the source of this 606-nucleotide messenger RNA. Lineage: Eukaryota; Viridiplantae; Streptophyta; Magnoliopsida; Aquifoliales; Aquifoliaceae. The record is from the annotation of a GenBank genome assembly.